AACGAAGAAUUCGGGGGACUCACACUAAUCCAUAAACCGCGGUACGACUGAAACGGUUCGGGUGAACGGGAACUGGAAAAGGCGCGUACAUGAGCUUCAGAAUGGCGGCUCUUUUGGAAUCGCUGCUCCAGAGGGAAGUGGAGUUAAACAGGGCCUUAGACUGGCUGAGAGGACGACAUGAGUGUGAAGAAAAUGGCCAGGAUUUACAGGUUAGGAAGCAAGAGUUUGUCCCCUUUCUUCUGAAUUUCUUGAGGGACCAGAGCAGUAACAGUUUGACCCAUGGCCCUGCUACCCCUGCCAAAACUCCCAGUACCAGCAGGCCUCUCAGAGCUCAGGGAACCUCAAGUGAACGCAGGGGAAACAGGUCGUCCACAGGACAAGGAUCCCGCAGCACUAGUCGAAUCCAGCUCUUCUCUCCUGCUGCCAACACAUCUCAGCCGGGGGACAAUCCAAACGAGCUGGACAAUACACUGAAUAGCUCUCAUGGCUCUCAUGGCCUUACUGGCAUCAGUCAAUUUAGUAGCCCGUCAUUCAGUUCAGGAUGGAGUCCUGCCCCGAGAUACACACCUUCAGAACGGCGAUCUGCCCAGCGGCACUGUCUUGCUGACUUCAUGACUUCACCCCCAGAAACCCAGCCCAGCCCCACCGCACAGCAGCACAGAGGACGCAGGAGGAUGGGGCCGUUUGGGGCAUCCGCAGCAAGCAGACAGACGGGAGCUCGUAGUGGCCAGAUGGAGGAGGGUUGCCGGUGGGAUGGUGCAGGGAGGAAGGGGAGGGUUGCAGCGAAGAUCAACGAGCCAGUGUCGCCUCCCACACAAGUAGAACUCAAUUUCAACAAUUUGGAUGACUUUCCCCCAGUGGGUGCAGCCCAUGUCUCACCUAUACCAGCUAAACCAUCCCGGCGGAUCAACCCGACACCAGUCAGUACAGAACGACCCAACUCCAAACCCAAGAGCUGCUUCACUUCUACACCCCUCAGCCAGCCCUGCAGUUCCAGCCCUUCUAUUCCAGAAACCUUUGGGCCAGGACCAAGUGCUGCAAGUCCCCUUUGUCUGCAAGAAGAAAGGGAGCUGCUAAAGAAAGAAAGAUCUAAACUUGCACAACAGACAAGCUCCCCUGCAAAGCCCAUCCCAGGGGUUUGCACCCCCACCAGACCAGUGAGACCAGGGUCUAAGGUGACUCCUGAUCCACAGGCACCUGGCCCUGACCCUGCCAAAGUGACUCAUGCACAAGAGCUAAACCUAUUAGCUGAGAUCUACUGUACCUGCAUUUCAGAGAACUUGGUUCCAUGUGUGUUCCUGGAAGUGUUCUUUGUGCUACAAUUGCUCACCACCCGUAGUGUGGCACCCUCAGAUACAAUGGAACAGGAUCCCCCUGUGCCUGGGGGAAAAACAGAUGCCCUUGAGAGAGAUUAUCUGGGAAAUGUCCACAACUGUGUAUAUUUUGCUGUGCAAGUUCUGGAGAAUCAGUUUACGCUGCUCUCACACCUGGAUCGCUGCACUCUGCGCCUCCUGGCGGAGAAUGAAAGGGUGGGGGUUUUCUCUCCAGGCUUGCGAGAUCUUCUGGUACAAGCCCAAGACAGUUGCACAUCGAAGGUUAUCCCAGAUCUUCACACCUUCAUUCAUUCAGUGCCAUUCCAGCCAGCUACUGACAACCGCACAAACUUCAGCAGUGACAAGGCUUUUCACAUCUUUAAAAAGCAGAGAGAUAUAUUUUAUGAGUUGCUGAGAGAGUGGGAAGAUUAUCAUAAGGAGCCUGGCUGGGAGUUUGAAGCAGCACUCGGAAACAGAGUCAGGGCAAUGGUCAGUCAGCUGACUGCAGCAGGAAACCACUGUCAUUUUGCCAGACUUUUCCAGAAGCAGCUAGUUCAGAUGUGUAAGGGCCCCAGGGUUCUGGGCUCUCCUGGUGAUGCUCCAGAUGCAGACCUGCUGGGAAUGGUGGGAGCUGACAGUUUGGGACGACUUAAGCGCUUGCAGGAGCGUUUGAUCCAGCCACAGGCUCUAAGUGGACCCUGUCCACCACCAUCUUUUCCAGGGAAUCAGGAGUUUUUCAGAGACUUUCUGCAGACUGCGAGCUGCUGCCAGUUGAACCAGCACUUGAAGGAUGGUUUGUGUCAGCAGCUCUUGCAGUUAAAUGAAGUUUCCAUCCUCGGCCCCGAAGCCGCAUCAGACGAAGGAGAGGAGGGAGUAGAUGGGGACAUGGAGCAGCAGGACGAGAAGCAGCGAUACUCUUCUGUACUUGUUGUGGCUCAAGUGCUGGCUAAGUUCCUAGGUUUUAUCUCCUUCCUGCCCUAUCAGACCUCUGAAGCUCCAUCCAGAGAGAUCCAAGAGGCUGCUGUGACUCUCCGCAGCAAGAGUGCUCCAGUGCUGGAUGUUUGUGCAGUGCUAAGAAGCUGCAUUCAUAGGAAGCGAACUGUGCUGACUAUACCCUGGCUGGUGGAGUUCCUCUCCAUGUUGGACUAUACUGGCCCAUUUCUGCCUUCUUAUAGGGAUGCAUUCGGCCUGCUGCUUCAGUUCUACAGGCGGAUGAGAUUAGGUAAAGUUGGAGGGCAAUUUUACUUGAAUCAGAUGCUUUUGGUGGCAACGCUCGGCUGGCUUUUCCAGAUCCCAGUCUUCCCGGAUGACCUCUUCUUUAGCAUGGAUCUAAAAGAUGAACUAAAGGAACUGGAGAACCACACUAGCAACCAAGGACUGGAUAAUCUGCCCUUAGUGGAUCAGCAGCUGCUCUAUACGUGUUGCCCUUAUUUAGGGGAGUUUCGCAAGCUGCUGGCUGCUUUUGUGUCAGGAAGUGCAUCCAAGACGGGAGGCUUGAUCCGCAAGAUCACACCCACAUCUGCAGAGCCCAGAGGACCCCCAACUACCCGCUCUCAACAGAAAAUCCAUCUGGACCUAGAGCAGGCUUUCUUCCAUAACCAGCCUCCCUCACUCAGACGUACUGUGGAGUUUGUGGCAGAGAGGAUUGGGUCAAACUGUGUCAAACACAUCAAGGCGACGCUGGUGUCGGAGCUGGUGCGAGGGGGAGAGAAGACCUUAAGGGACGGCUUGGGCUCAGACUGCGUUAAUGCAGCCAAGCUGAACGAUUCUAUUUGUGCUCAGCUGUGUGAUGCAGGCAUGCAGGCACUAGAGAAAGCUACCAGAUUUUGUAGCGAGAAUGCCCCUAGAGCCGUCAGAGUCCUUCUGCCUGAGGAGACAUCUCAAACUGUGCUGACAACAGCUGAGAGCAUCACCACCCGACUGGCCACUGAGAAAGCCUGCAGCUGGCUCUCCUCCAACAUCACAACUCUCAUAAAGAGGGAGUGGAAAUGUAGUUUUGAGCGGGUGAUUAAGACUCUGCCAAGCCCUACUAGUAAAGAGUCUUUGAAUACAGAGGAAGCAAAUAGAAGCCUACAGCCACCAAAGAGUUCCUCAGGCCAGGAGACUGGGUCCUUUUGCCCUCCAGAUUGCAACAAUGAAGCUCCACUGGCAUCGGAUGUCAUCGUCGAGAUAAAGGAGGUGCUGAGCAUUGCAGUAGGCCCUAGAACUGAAGAGGAGGUCUUCACAGUACAGCAGAUCUUCUCUCUACUUGAUAAAGUUGAACAGAGUCUGAAAAGCAGAAAAUUCAUGUCUCCAGUAGCAGAGCAGAUGCUGUUGCGUUGUACUGUCCUGCUGGCUUCCAAGCUAGUAUCAGGAGAGCUACCUGUGGUGUCUUCAACUGAGACUAACAGGAGAGCACUUCCUGACUUAAGGCCUCUGUUGGAGGAGUUUGUUCUCAUAUGGACUCGUACGCCUUCUGCACCUUUGACCCUACUCCUUAGUGAACUUACUCUCACUACCAUGCUCCAUACCAAUGACGUACAGAGGUGUAACUACCUGCUCUUAAUUAAACUGCUCAUAGAGAAAGGACUUCUAAAAGAGGAUGAAGUCGGCUCUCGCUGGAUGAAACUAUCAGAGUUAUCCUGGCCAGUGGAAUCAGUUGAGAAGUUUAAGAAGCUUUCCUUGGCCUCUCCAUCAACAGUGCCUUCAGUCAAGCAUACUGACAUACUGCAGGUCUCCCCGUGACCAGCAGAGGGAGCCACAUACAUGCACUACAUGAGUGUUGAAUUCAGGCAAAAUUAUUUUUCACACUUACAUAAAAGAAAAACUAACAUGAAAGUGAUUGAGAUAAUAAAGUAACUGUGUAUGUGUUUUAUGGGGUGUAAAGUUUUUAAAGAGAGUAUUUGAGACAUAUUCUAAAACAGUGCCUGUCGUUAUAUGAAUUUUUGCUUUGGAAUACCCAAAGAAAAUGUACUUUGGUAUGUGAUGUGUGUAAAAUAGUAGUAAUGUAGUGAGAUGGAAUUAUAACCUUGGACUCAAAAUGCUGUUUCAGUGUUUAACCUGAUAAAAUUCAGAGACAGUUAUUUUUCAAUAAAUAAAAGGAGAAGGCAAUAAAAGCAUCUGGAUUUGGAUUCAGUACAGUGCAUUCGAUUGUGCUGUUGUGCAGCAGCAGAUUCAGGCAGUGCCAGUUUUUUUGAAAAUCAAGUCUGGAUUUUGUUCUUCCCUUCAUAUAACAGUGAGCUGUAUAAGUGUCUCUGCUAUAGUGAAAAAAAGUUCUGAAUCAUGAAAUCAUGUUGUUCUGAACAUAUUUUCUUGUGUAAUUGCUGGCUUGCUAUAUACAGCUCUGGGGAAAAAAAUGAAGAGACCACUUCAGUUUCUGAAUCAGUUUCUCUGUUUUUGCUGUUUACAGGUAUAUGUUUGAGUAAAAUGAACAUUGUUGUUUUAUUCUACUACAGACAACAUUUCUCCCAAAUUUCAAUUACAAAUAUUGUCAUUUAGUGUAUCUAUUUGCAGAAAAUGAUAUAUAUAUCAUAUAUAUAUAAAUAAUGCAAAGAAAACAUGUUCAUAUUUCAAAAGUUUUAAGAGAGAUUAGAACUCAUAAAUUAGGACUCAUAAAUUUAGGUGGUCUCUUUUUUUUCUUUCAGAUCUUUAUAUAUAUAAAUAUCUACACACCUGUGGAUUACAGGCCGCUGUUUGCUCGGAAUGCUUUUGGGUGCAUUAUUUUAAUGAACUCUUGGUUCAUGUUGGACAUAAUGUUAAUAAUAUUAUUGGUUGGUUUUAAACUGCCUAAUGUCAAAUUAAUGAAUAUAAUAAAUUUGCUAUGUAAAUGUUUCAUUAUUAAA
This is a messenger RNA of Astyanax mexicanus (Mexican tetra), 5134 nucleotides long. It is a transcript of the gene cdan1, whose product is annotated as codanin 1. Bases 90 to 4037 code for a protein of 1315 amino acids. The record is from RefSeq and is a predicted model, not a curated record. Gene Ontology annotation, biological process: chromatin organization. The transcript is spliced from 29 exons. NCBI's taxonomy places the organism in Eukaryota, Metazoa, Chordata, Actinopteri, Characiformes, Acestrorhamphidae. Gene Ontology annotation, cellular component: nucleus.